AGCAUCUGGUUCAAUGGAGCAAUUCUGAAGGCUACGAACACGGACCUAAACAAAUGAAAGUAGCAAGUUUCGACUGCCAAUUGUUUAUUUGUUUAUUUUGACAUGAAGGGAAGUUCCUUUAAAUAAUAUUAAGCAGGUUUAGUGCCUUGUGCUGGUGAAGAUUAGUCUUGAGCAUUACGUAUUCUGGAUCUGUUAGUAGACGAUGGCAUCACAGUGCAGGACACAGACUGCAGGUAAUACUAUGGCUGCUGCAGCAGUGACUGGAGCAAGGAAGAAAUCAUCUGGUCCUAAGUUUGAAUUAACAGAAGAACAGAAAGCUGAUAUAAAGGAAGCAUUUGACUUGUUUGAUGCUGAAGGAACUGGAAAAAUAGAAACAAAAGAACUAAAGGUAGCGAUGAGAGCUUUAGGAUUUGAACCAAGAAAGGAGGAGAUUAAGAAGAUAAUUACUGAUGUCGACAGGGAAGGAACAGGUAUUUUGUCUUAUGAUGAAUUUCUUGGUCUAAUGACUGUAAAAAUGGCAGAGAAAGACUGUAAAGAAGAAAUCCUUAAAGCUUUCAGAUUAUUUGAUGAUGAUGAAACAGGAAAGAUCUCUUUCAAGAAUCUGAAGCGUGUUGCAAAGGAGUUGGGCGAGACCCUAACCGAUGAAGAGCUGCAGGAAAUGAUUGACGAAGCUGACAGGGAUGGAGAUGGUGAGAUAAGCCAAGAAGAAUUCCUUCGAAUCAUGAAGAAAACAAGCCUAUAUUGAGUUAAUCAUUCCGUGUUUUUGUGUUGCAUUGUCAUAUUUAUUUAAAUGUGUUGGAUACCGACAUGUCUGUCAAGAUAGGUUAAAUAGUCCUCAGAUUGCUGUUUCUAGAAACACCAGGUUUGUCUCAAUAUGUAAAACAUAGUUAUUGUGCUGAAGUGGAAGUGAAGAAUGAAUAUAUUUUUGUUACACACAGUGCCAUAUUCAAAUGUUUGUAUGCACAUAUUGCUACAAUAUUUACAGUACAUAAAACUUUAGUUUCUGGUCUAAUGUAAUCAUAGCUUGUUUAUAUCAUAACAAAUUUGUCUAUAUUAUAGACUUUUACAUAAACUUCCAUGUUUCUGCUUCUCAUCAAUAAGAAAGUACUAUUAACAUUUUAUGUAUGAAUACCAUUUGACCAUUAUCCAUUGUCUGAGAUACUUGAUGCACAUGGAAUUUUUGGUGUUGGCUGUGCCCCUUUCUUUUUUGUUAUUAGUGACUAUGAUCAAGAUCAGACAAGGAUAUUUUGAGUCCUAGACUAUUAUACUAACCACUAGACCAUCAAUGGGUGAUGUCCAACUUAGUUUUUCCUAUAAUGAAUUAUUCGUUGUUAUGAACCUUCUGAGAAUUAUGAAGUCCUGUAUGCCCCUUUUGCACUUGAAAAAAUUUCCUUCGAUGUUAUUGUGGUUAUGUAAGUGUAUGGUGGCCCCAUUUCAUCAUGCAUGUACAAAAAUUUGUUUUUGCAGAAAUAUCUCAACAAAGGCAUACAUAUCGAGAAACAAAUUCCGUUGUUGCUGUACUGAACAAGUAUCGAUAAUGGGAUUUGUUCAUGGCAUUGUCUGUAGGUUUUCUCAGCCUUGAAAAUUAAAAAAAAUAUAUAAAAAAGCAUUACAAUACUAAAGUGGGUCAAGACUAUGCACGUUUCUUUGUAUAUGAGGCUAAUACUCCACACUGAAAUGUAAAAAUAUUCAGUUAUGCAGCAGUUUGUAUCAAAUAUUUGCCUUAUAAAUAAACAUGGCCUAACACAAAUCAUGAAAUGAAACUCUUUCUUCAUAUGACAUGUAUUUCUUAUGCCAUGGUUCCUCAGAAGUGUCGCAUUGGAUCACUUUUCUAUAGUACAGCACUUUCAGAUCAUCUUCACUAAUAUACGACGAAUUUGACAAAAAGCUGUGAAACCUUGUGACAAGUUUGUCAGUCAGUUACCUAUAAAACUUUUUAAUGAUUUUCUUUCCACACAGAUCAUAAACUGAAAACAUCAAGUUGGAGUAAAAUGAUGUUUUUAUUUGAAUAUGUAAUAUUUGUAAUUCUAGUCAGUUUCACUGUAUGUUUCAAAAUGAAAGAAAUUGUAAUGUAAUUAUUGCUUUCCCUGAUUAUAUAUGCAGAUGUCACCAGAAUGAAGUAAAUAAACAUUGCAAAAUUUUUGUAA
Messenger RNA from Zootermopsis nevadensis, 2147 nucleotides. RefSeq lists its product as uncharacterized. NCBI's taxonomy places the organism in Eukaryota, Metazoa, Arthropoda, Insecta, Blattodea, Termopsidae. Gene Ontology annotation, molecular function: calcium ion binding. The record is from RefSeq and is a predicted model, not a curated record.